UCUCUGCUCCUGUUUUGUGUGUUGGGGGGAUGGGGCCGUGCCGAGGAUGAGAGACUCCAAAUAUUUACCACUUGGCUUACUAAAUAUCUUUAUUUCCGAACUGGGCUUCCUCCUUCGCUCUUGUAUAUAUUAAUACUUUUCGACCACGUAUGAGUUUGGGUGGAAUUUGGCCAAAAUAAAGUGGAGUAUCUGUACGUCCACGACACGCUUAAAAAGUCGACAAAAUGUAUUCCUCUGCUGGAGCAGCUGAGAUGCUUGAGGGACCCCGUUCCUCUGGGUCAUUAAGCUCUGAACCACCAUCUUCUCCAGUGCCAGAAUAUGUGUUCAAGCCACCUUCACGGCCAGACUUUGGCACCAUGGGCAGGACAAUCAAGCUCCAGGCCAACUUCUUUGAGAUGGAAAUCCCCAAACUGGAGGUCUACCAUUAUGACAUCGACAUCAAGCCUGAGAAAUGCCCCAGGAGAGUCAAUCGGGAAAUUGUGGAGCACAUGGUCCAGCACUUUAAAACACAGAUCUUUGGUGAUCGAAAACCAGUGUAUGAUGGGAGGAAGAAUCUCUAUACUGCCAUGCCCUUGCCUAUAGGCAGAGACAAAGUGGAGCUUGAGGUGACCAUUCCUGGUGAAGGCAAGGACCGCAGCUUCAAAGUAUCCAUCAAGUGGGUGUCCUGCGUUAGUCUGCAAGCUCUACACGAGGCACUAUCAGGACGGCUACCCAGCGUCCCUUUUGAGACCAUCCAAGCCUUGGAUGUGGUCAUGAGACAUUUGCCCUCUAUGAGAUAUACCCCGGUGGGCCGCUCGUUCUUCACUCCCUCAGAGGGAUGUUCGAACCCCCUCGGUGGUGGCAGAGAGGUGUGGUUUGGCUUUCACCAGUCUGUCAGGCCUUCCCUCUGGAAAAUGAUGCUCAACAUUGAUGUUUCAGCCACUGCAUUCUACAAAGCCCAGCCUGUAAUUGAGUUCAUGUGCGAGGUCCUUGAUUUCAAAAGCAUUGAAGAACAACAGAAGCCCUUAACAGACUCUCAACGAGUGAAAUUUACAAAGGAAAUCAAAGGUCUGAAGGUGGAGAUCACUCACUGCGGGCAGAUGAAGAGGAAGUACAGAGUGUGCAAUGUGACCCGAAGACCCGCCAGCCACCAAACGUUCCCCCUGCAGCAGGAGAACGGCCAAACUAUUGAAUGCACAGUAGCACAGUACUUCAAAGACAAGUACAAGCUCAUCCUGAGAUACCCCCACCUCCCAUGUCUACAGGUGGGACAGGAGCAGAAGCACACCUACCUACCUCUGGAGGUGUGUAACAUAGUGGCAGGACAGCGCUGCAUCAAAAAGCUGACAGACAAUCAAACAUCCACUAUGAUCCGUGCCACAGCCCGAUCAGCACCAGACCGUCAGGACGAGAUUAGCAAAUUGAUGAGAAGUGCCAACUUCAACACUGACCCUUAUGUUCGUGAAUUUGGAGUGAUGGUGAGAGAUGAGAUGACGGAAGUGAACGGCCGCGUCCUACAGGCACCCUCCAUUCUGUAUGGAGGCCGGAACAAAGCAAUAGCCACACCUAUCCAGGGAGUAUGGGACAUGAGGAACAAGCAGUUCCACACUGGCAUUGAGAUCAAAGUGUGGGCCAUCGCCUGCUUUGCACCACAGAGACAGUGCACUGAACUCCUACUCAAAGCAUUCACAGAUCAGCUGAGGAAGAUCUCUAGAGAUGCAGGAAUGCCCAUCCAAGGUCAGCCUUGCUUCUGUAAGUACGCCCAGGGAGCAGACAGCGUGGAGCCCAUGUUUAGGCACCUCAAGUACACCUACCAGGGCCUCCAGCUGGUGGUGGUCAUCCUACCGGGGAAGACGCCUGUCUACGCUGAGGUGAAACGUGUCGGGGACACAGUGCUCGGCAUGGCCACACAGUGUGUACAGGUGAAGAACGUUCAAAAGACAACACCUCAGACUCUUUCCAACCUCUGUCUGAAGAUCAAUGUGAAGCUGGGCGGUGUCAAUAACAUCCUCCUCCCACAGGGCAGGCCGAUGGUGUUCCAGCAGCCAGUGAUCUUCCUCGGUGCAGAUGUGACUCAUCCGCCUGCAGGAGAUGGAAAAAAGCCUUCCAUCGCUGCUGUUGUUGGUAGUAUGGAUGCCCAUCCCAGCAGAUACUGUGCCACAGUCCGGGUCCAGCAGCACCGUCAGGACAUCAUCCAGGACUUGGCCACCAUGGUGAGGGAGCUUCUCAUCCAGUUCUACAAGUCCACCCGCUUCAAGCCCACAAGGAUCAUCUACUACCGCGAUGGCAUCUCUGAGGGCCAGUUCAACCAGGUUCUUCAGCAUGAACUGCUGGCAAUCCGUGAGGCCUGCAUCAAACUAGAGAAGGACUACCAGCCUGGUAUCACCUUCGUUGUCGUGCAAAAGAGACAUCACACAAGACUGUUCUGUAUGGACAGAAAUGAGAGGGUUGGGAAGAGCGGCAACAUCCCUGCAGGCACCACAGUGGACACCAAAAUCACUCACCCAUCAGAGUUUGACUUCUACCUUUGCAGUCACGCUGGAAUUCAGGGCACCAGCAGGCCAUCUCACUACCAUGUGCUCUGGGACGACAACCACUUCUCUUCAGAUGAACUGCAGGUUCUCACCUACCAGCUUUGCCACACCUAUGUGCGCUGCACCCGGUCAGUUUCCAUCCCUGCACCAGCCUACUACGCUCAUUUGGUGGCUUUCCGGGCUCGCUAUCACUUGGUGGACAAAGAGCAUGACAGUGCUGAAGGAAGUCAUACAUCAGGCCAGAGCAACGGGCGUGACCACCAGGCCUUGGCCAAGGCUGUUCAGAUCCACCAGGACACGCUGCGUACCAUGUACUUUGCCUGAGAGCACACAACCCCAGGUUGGCGUGGGUGAGACCGCACUGAUGGAACACACUACCCCCCGCUGUCUCGCUGUCAGCGGUAGAUAGCAUCACAGUGGUUUCACAUCGUGAUCUCCCUACUUAACAAACCUGUCAGUUACCCAUAUGUCUACAAUUGUACUUCAGCCCCUAACCCACCCCAAACCAAGCCAGCUAUUAGACUAAGAUGCAAAAGAAUCCCUCAUUCAUGGGGAUUGAGUUAGAAGAGGUUUUAUUUACAUGUUGUGUAUUUGUGUGUAUUUGUAUUUGUUGUAGGGAAACAUGUUGCAAAGUAUGAGAGGAAAAGGAAAAGUUUGUACACUGAUAGAUGAAAUUUACCAUUUCUAAACUAGUGGACAGUAACAUUUUACAUUGGGUGGGGGUUUAUAAUUUAGAAGAAGCUGUUCACCCUCCUUCUCCUGUUUUUAUUAUUUGUUAUGGUCUUGGUGCUUGAAGGGAGAAGGAGACAUCAAAAAUACAAGGGGGCCCGUUCACUGUUUAUAUGCCUGAUGAUUUGCUCCUCUGACAAACAUUAUUUAUCAGCCAAUCAAAGCAAAGUGCACUGACCAGAAUGGGUACUUUAACAAGGACAAAAGUACUUAAUAUAUUGGGGGUUGUGUGUGAUUUUCACAUAGGGCACUAUGUGAUAAGUGCCAUUCGAGACCACCUUUCUGUCGUCAUUUCUAUGUAAAACUAUGAACUAUUUGGCCCACAUUGGCUGGGUUUUCAGUAUUUGUCCUCGAUUUACAUUGGUGAUCAUUUUAUGCCAAAUCUGGUGACAACUUACUAAAGGAUUCUUUGCGUCAGAUUUGUUAUCACCUUGAACCAACAGAUGAGGGCUUUUUAGUGUUCCAAUUUAAAAAAAAAAAAAAACAGCAAUUUUAUCCUCCUCUGCCUCACUUGUUAGUCUGAACUGACAAAGUUGCACCAGUAACCUAAUUCCCAUGCAGAGAAAUAGCAUAUUGGGACUGGUUCCCAACAAGGUCUCCUUUCUAAUGUACUCUGAGCCGUGUUGAUAAAAGACACAUGAUGUAGAAAUCAACAUAGAAGGGAACUUGAUGAAAUCACUUUGGUUCCCUUCUGUUUUUAUAGUCUAUUUUAAUUUCAAUCAUUUUUUUUUUUUGUAAUGAAUAUGCAUGUAGCUGACUCAUGUUUUAGACAUUUAGGCAUUUGUGAUAAUUGUUCAUUUCUCCCUCUAUACACAUUAACCCUACUUCUAUUUUUUAAUGUAUAUAGCAGCAGAAUAGUGUUUUCUGCAGUGUCUUUGUCACAGCGAUAUUUGUGUGGCGUCUCGAUAUUCAGGCAUUCGGUACAGUGGAGUGAAAGCUGCAACAUUUUAGAGUUGAACUGAUUGAAAUUCCCUUAAACAAAAACCUCUUGAAUUAUAGUGUUUGCUCCAGGAACUGGGAGCAGUCGUCGCACAAAAGCUUGGGUUUUAUGCAAAUGACUUUUUGUGAGUCUUUAUACUAUAUAUAGUAAUGUUGGUAAUAAGGUAUAUUUUGAAUAAGCUUUCAGUGGAGGCUGCUGAAAAUAUUAUAAAGAAUUUUUUUAAAUGACCGGCCCACAUGUAGUCUAAAUUAACACUGUCUAUUUGUAUACAGAUUUUAAAUGCAAAUAUUCUCUUGCCUUCUAAGACUGUAAUAGUCUUACUAAUAAUUCUAGACAUUUCCUAACAUCCCUCCUAAGUUUUACUGCUAAGUUAAGCUGGCGAAUGUUCAUAGUCUUGAUUGGAGGCGAGUAGUCUAUAUUUUCUAACUAUGCAUCAUUUUUAGCCAAGAGAUUUAACAGUGGGGUAUCUCACAUGAAUUUGGGUCAUUUAUAGAGGUAGAUAAUCAGGGCUUUUUUUGUUAUUGUUGUUUUUUAGCAUGUUGCAUUUAGUAGCGUUUCUUAGUGCUUAUCAGCAUCUUCAUGCCUUUCUAACGGGAUGAAGUAUUUAUGUGGUCAUUUGUAACAUUGUAGAUUUUAUAGCCUGAAAAUUGGGUGUAUCCUUUGUAACACACAAUCUUUCUUAGCCAAACAAGAUUACAAACUUUUACAUGAUUAUUAAUCAAAAGAGAUGGAAGCACAAACAUCAACAUCUUGAUUCUAGGUGCUAGAUGUUGUCACUGUAAACCACCUAAAUCCUCACUGGAUUGGUCCACAAAGCUUUUUACUUGUAUGAUAAAAGAUGCUUCAUCAUUUUGAGGAUCUUUUCUGUCCCUCUGACGACCUCUCUGUGUUACCCCUUCAACUCGUUACCUGUAAAAGCAACUAGAAAUCCGACUGACUGUGUUUGUGGGGCAUUCUGAAAAUCAUGUACUUGAUAUUUACUGUUAUGAUGUCAAUAUUGUUCUUAUCGGUGCUGGUCUCACAACAUGUAAAUUUGGAUGCACUUUUGAUAGCAGAACGUUGGUAUGACUUCUAUAGAUGUGUGUUCCUCAAUCGAAGCAGGAGGCUCGGCCAUAUUGUGUGACACUUGUGUGUAAUUGUAUGGAAAUGGCCGUGUGUUCUACCUCUUGUUACCUGUUUAAGUGUUAUGGUAACAUCACACUGCUGGCCAUUUCUGUAUAAUUACCCCUGCUAUCUAAUUGGCAUUGUUUGAGUCUUGCAUUGACAAUAGAGGUUUUAAACGCUUGGUGUGCAUGAUGGUGAACGCGCUUUUCUUAGUUUAUGUAGUUGUGUGAUUUUUUUUUUUUCAUUGUUUUACUCAGACUGAUAAGAGAGAAUGUGUUUGUUUUUUUCCUUAUAGGGGUUUUGAGCGUUGAGCUGUACGACCAAAUUCUUGAAGUGUGUUUGUAUCCACACACAGCUUUCCCUGCUUUCUUUCCUUUAAUUCUAUGCACCAAUGAAAUGACAGACUUUAUCUCGACACCUUGAUCCCUUUUUUUUUUUUUUUUUUUUCCCCACCUGGGCAAUGUAACGGCAAAUGCAGCCCAGAUCAGGCAUAUUGUUGAUCUGGACAAAUUGUAAAUGUACCCUAGUGGUGCUGUUAGUCAGACUGUUAAUUCAAGUUGCUUGUAAGCUAAAAAGAAACUAGAAAACAACCCGUCUAAGGAUCAGCCUGAAAAAUCAGUGUUGAAAUCCAUUUAAACAGAUGUUUGUAAAACAUAUGACACAACAAGUUAAAUCUGAUCAGGUAAAUUUCACCACAGAACAUUAUAAUUUAUGUAUAUAAUCUUUAUUUUAAGUACAAGUUUGACUGGAUCGGAACAAAUUACUCUUACAUGUCAGGUGAAACCUGUUGCUGGCUCUGUACUAGGAAAUGUGAAUGUCCUCGUCUCUGUGUGUACGCAGGCCUUCGUGAUGCUGCCACAAGCAUCCACAUUAUUCACUUCUUCGAAUGUCCAGUCUUCAGACUGUCUCUCAAAGGGAUGCCUGGGUAUUUAGUGUUUUAGUUGGUGGUCAUUCUCCAGAAGAUGCCUACCAUAUUAUAUUCAAAGUGGGAAAGUUUAACUGAGUGACAAAAAAUGGAAACCUUUUGACCGCAAUUUAACAGGUGUCGUAAAAAACAACUGGCUAAAAUUCCAAACAUCAAGGUGUCGUUUUAGGAGACGUGUUUGUACUUGUCACUGCUUCUUUGUGUUUUACAUUACCUAUACCAGCACCUUAAAAUACCAGAUCAGAAUGGCAUUGCUUUUCCUGGGACGAUAAAACUCAAACAUUUGAUGUUGUUUUUGCACUAAACAAGAAUGGACUCUGUAGCUGUUGCAGCAUUGAGAGUAUUUAUCGGGUGGCAGAAUGGCAGCCUCUUUUUUUUUUCUUCUCCUUUUGUUUAGAAAGGAGGAGUUGGCAUUGGUGGCUUUUCAAAAUAACAUGCACAGCCAAAAGGCAUGAGAGCCUCAAUGUGUAUACUUGCCUAGCCAACCAGCAUUCAGCAUGUCGUCUCAAAAAAAAAAAUAUCCCGAUGCCUUUAAAUGUUAAUGAAAGAGUGAAACUUGUAGUUGCAUGAGUGGGUUGCCUUUGCAUAGUGAUGUGGGAGAAAGGUGCUUUAUACAAAACCGACCAACUAGAGUUGAAAAGAGCCGAUUAGCUGUGGAUAAUAAGGUUUCUGUUUAUCGCACUGCUUGUUGGAGACGUGAUGCCAAAGUGUUGUGUGAUGACAAGUGCUGGAAGGUUUUUACAUGGUCACAAUCCCCGUUCAAGACUGCAGCGUGCAUAGAAAGUCAUAUUGAAAUACGGCCUCGUUGUGACACCACCACACUAUAGACAAUACAUAUCAAAAUUCUGAAGGGGCUUUUCCUCUUUACAUAAAUCUGCUUGAUUAUAAUGAGCUAAAACAAGAUUGUGUAUGAAACAAAUGCAUACACCAGCCUGGAUGAAUGUGGCACUGCUUUCUAAGUAAAAUAGUGCUCAAGGUGCUUAGUAGGGCGUUCAAAACACCUGCAGUGGGAACCCUAAUAUUAUUACCCUUAUCCUCUUUCUUAGAUGUGUAAAUUAGAUGCACACAUUCACCUCAGUUUGGCUGUUUUUCCAUUAUCUUUUGUAGAGUGGACAGGACAAAGCAGGUUCUAGAAAUGGCUGAUUUGUAAAUUAAAUGGCAUAUCAUAAGCUAUUUUAAUUUUAUUUUUAUGAUAGCAGGUUUUCUUCUAUUAUAGGUAUGUUUUUAAAUUUAGGGUUGAAAGAGGCUGGGAUGAAAUUCCUUCAAGUGUAACGAUCAGCCUGUUUACUUACUGGCUUUUGAAUGGUCUUGGAAUAAAUGAAUAAAAAAAAAAAAUAAAAAAAAAUGAUUUCAAAAAAAGCAACAACCUUUAGUUUAUUCCAAACCAUUACCCUCUGUAUAGUAAUGUCUCUCCUCUCUGCCUAUCAUCCGUCUCUUGUAGAGAAAUUAUUGCUGACAUAAAGGAACCUCUUGUAGAGUCAAACCUAUUUUCCUAGCUCUAAAUAAUAACAAUGAAUGUACUUAGGGCCUGCGUGGUUUGUAAAAUUGUAUAGGCUAUCCAUCCAGUACAUUUAUACUCAUGUUUGAUUCUUGUGUACAGCCUUUGCUUCUUAUUUUAGGUGUUUUUCUCUUAUUUAUAGGCUUUAACAGUUGCAGAAAGUAUUGUUUUCUUCUUUAAUAUUUCAUUGUUAUAGAUAUCGCCCACAUCACAGCUGAUAUCAUUAAUCCUGUCACUGAUUAACACGAGAUAAACAAGUCUACAGUUGUCUUUUUUUCUGGGUGUUGGCUACUGUAGUUUUAGGAGACACGUUUUUUUUUUCACACUGGUUGCAAAGAGUAGUCAUUUUUUCAGUUCGGGUGUCAUGCUUGUGAGAUGUGCUGUAACAUAAGAGCUGUGUGUGUAUAUAUGAUGGUUGCUUUGGUGUGUGAUGUUGUUUGCUGUUAGAUUUUUGUCUUCUGCUUAAGCCCUCAGUCUGAUCUUUCUGUCCUUGCAGAGUUGUCCUGUAAAAUCCUCCACGAGUUUGACUCACUAACUCAUUAGCGCGGUGCCACUUAAAAGCAAAAAGGCUAAGGUUGUUGUUUGAGUGUUGCGUGUGUUCCUUACUUUUGGUGAUUGUAUUACUACACGGCUGUGUUUUUUUUUCUCCCAGAUUUAUAAAUGACAGCUUAUGAUUUACGUGGCACUCUGUUGGCUUCAGCAGGCAUAAUGUUUCCUGUUCCUAUUCCUAGAUAAACCUUUCCAAAGCAUCACUUUGUCCUAGAAAGUGAGCCUUUGUCAUGCCAAUGUCCACCCAGUUAACCCGCAGCCAUGUGACACCAGUGUGGUAUCCACAAGGUUUUUUUUUUUUUUUUAAAUAUAAAGUUUGCCUAUAUUGUUGUUUUUAGCAACAAGUCUGAAUAAUUGAGUGCUAAUUCAAAUGGGGUACAAACCUGGCAGGCCUGAGGAAAGAGCCAUUACCUCUCAUGUCCACCACAUGCGGCUACUUUGUGUUUUGGUUCUUUUGUGUGUUGUUGCAGUUUCAGUGAGUUUCUUCAGGCAGCCACAUUGUUGUCUUGAGUUGUCUUGGUGACAUUUUACAGAUGGCAGUGUCGAUUGGAUGGUGGUUCAUCCCUCCACUUUGGUCCAGACUUAGAUAUUUUAACACCUACUGGAUUGCUGUGAAAUUUUGUUCAAGCAUUCAUGAUCCCAAGAGGAUGAAUCUUAGCCGGUUUGGUGGUUCCCCUGACUAUUCCUCUACCACCUCAAGCAGAUGAAAGUUUUAACUUAUUCAGUGAAAUAUCAUACAAACAUUCAGGUCUACCAGACAAUAAAUCCUAAUGAGAUGAAUGAUCCCUUAACCUUUUUCAUCUUUUGCUACCAUCAAAUCAAAGUUCUAAUUUGUCCAGUAGUUUGGUUUACCACUAAAUACAUGCAAAAUUAAUGACAUUCCUAUCCACCUCAGCUGUAUUUUGUGUUCAGUGAUAAUUAGCAAAAUGUUAGUAUGCUAAAACACUGAACUAAGAAGGUGAACAUAGUAACAUAACACCUACUAAACAGAAGCAUGUUGGCUAUGUCGUAGGGAGCAUGUUAGCAUGUUGGCUUUAGCAUUUAGCUGAAAACACCAUUGUACGUAAGCACAAUUUCACAGAGCAGCUAGCCUGGCUGUGUACUCUUAGCCUUGUGUUUUACAAGCAUGCUGAACAUUUGUGGCUGAAUUUGACUCAUUUUAAUCACUAAACGCACUAAACUGCUCUGGCAGAAACAGACGCAACAUUGAUGGUGGAGCACCAGCUGCAUCCGGUGGACAUUUGGGGUUAUGCAUGGAGCUGUAGUAAAUCUGACUUUGUCUGAGGAGAACUGUUACUGAUCUUCACCAAACCAAACCAAUGGCAUCCAGUUGAUCUACAUGCAUCUAAUAGUGCAAGACUCGUGGGUAUUUUUGUAUUUUUUCAAAGCAUUUCUAGUCUUCAGAAUGACUUGGCUUUUUAUUUACCAACUUGGAAAAAACUACCUCAGAACAGUGUCAGGUGCUAGCUAAUAUUAGCCCUAAUUUAUAAUAAUGGUAACAAAAUCAAAAAUUGUAGUGACCAAACCAACACAAGCCAAUAUCACGUGAGAGCACUGUUCUUUUCUUGAACCUUAAUAAAUGGAAAACCAAGUAAUCAUGUAUGACUGGUUGGUUGCUUUAGUUGGUUACAUUUUAGGGGACCAAAUUUUUUGUAAUUGGGAGUCUCGUUGUUUUAUGUCAGUCCUUCAUUUUUCCAAAGACAGAGACAAAAAUAACCCAGCGCAAUCUAGGACUCAUUCAUGUGGUGAAAAAACUGUAGUCAUGACUGGAUCAUAUAUUGACAAAUGUUCUGUUGUAAUUACCAUUCACUAUGACAGUGUGUUCAUAUUUCAGCAAAGUUUAGGUGAUAAUGAGAAAUGUCUGUAGUGGCGGUGAAGGUGUUUCUGGAAAGAUGUAUGUACAGCAAUAAUGUCAGAGUGUGACAUGUGGAUUAUUGGCGAUCAUUUGUUCCUUUAUACACCAGUCUGUCCUCUUUACGCCGGUCAAGGCAACUCAAUAAACAUAUUAGACUUUUAGUUUGCAGGACAAUACUUAGCGAAUGGGUAGAUAAACAGAUGAUUCCAAUUUUUCUGUUUUCGUUUUACCAGAAUGUGGAAAUAUUAAGAUUUCAUACUGGAUAGAGCCACUCCAUGAGAUCAAAUGCCUACAUUUCUCUGCCGUGUUAACCCAGUACUGCAAUAAAAUCAGGGUGACUGUCCCUGUCUCUUACUCAGUUCAUUUCCGCUUUUCCUAUGAUUAGCCAGACUCAAUGCCAUUUAUGUUAAGGGUUUAAGAUAUGAUUAUGCAUGCGACAAUUUACAAAGGGAAUACACACAUUUAAACAGACUUUACAAUGUAUCGAACCAUUGUAAACUUAAACAAAAGGUACAUAUGAGGUUGUGUGGUAAUUAACUUCAGAUUGUUGUCAUUUAGUCUAAACCGAAAACAUCCAGCGUGUUCGUAGUCGAUUUAUGUGUGCCUUUUGUGGGAUAUCUCUCCUUUCCAUCAGCCCCAGCUUUGGGUUUCCGAGUCCUUUCUACAUAAAGGUUUGACAAAAUCUGCUUCGCCACAUACAAAAAAAAAAAAAAAAAUCAUUCUUAAUUAUCAUGCAAACUUGCGUGUAGAUGCUGCAUAGAACGAUCAGUAUUUGUGUUUUGCACUUUCAAGGCAGUCUCAAGAAAAAAAAAAUGCCCACGUGAGGUCGGGCAGAAAGUAAAAAGAAAUGACGAGGUAUUUUAUGCUAUCAAUAGGAAUUAUAAGGAAUAAUAUGACUUUGAAGAGCUUUUCUAAAAAGGUUGAUAUAUCUAUAUAUAUUCAUGAAGUACCUCAUAAGCCUGAUAUAUGCUGCAUUGACUUUUUUUUUUCUUUAGUGUACUUCAUAUUGUCCAAUAAAAUUUUAAUUUUUCCCCUUUGGGAGGGUUGAAGGUCACUACAGGCUGUGCAAAUGCCACAACCAGUCAAUCUGAUAGUCUGUUGUAACACAGGAGUACGUUGUUCCUUGUGGCCAAAUGAUAAUGUGUCAUUUAUGCAAUUUAUACUCGAAUCUCAUCAGAAUAUUUCUGAGCUGUAGCCACAUCUUUUUUUGUGUUCUGUCUUUUUGUUUUUGCAUAUUCUCCAUGUCUGUGUAGCCAAAAAAUAUUGGGUUCAGUUGACAAAGAGUUGGCAUGCAUAAAGCAUCUUACGAGGCCCUGUGGUAUAAAAUGACUGUUGACUCAGGUAUUGCCGUGAAAGGGCUGUAUCUGUUUACUGUGUCCCCGUUCCCAAAUUCCCCACCCACACCUUUGUCUUAAAGUAGCCUUAGAUCUAGUGAGGUUCCUAUUUGGCCUUAAAAGUUGGAACAAAUUAUGCACUACAGUUUCACAGACUUGACAGAGCUCGACUCCCGUUCAGACACAUUUUUUGAAAAGUUCGUGUCGCGUCAUUGCCAUGUUAUCUACCUCCUAUGAAUGUAGGGGCUGUCCUGGAGUUGUAGUCGACUGCAAAACCUUUGAUUUUCUUGCUCAUUUAAGGAAAACCGACAAUCAUCUGUAGAUUCUUGAAAAAUAUAAAAUACAUCCCCUUAUUCAUUCUUGCUUAGAACUGAUUCCAGGACACUCCAUUGUUCUCAAUGUUUUUUUUCCCCUCAUUGGCCAUUUUCAUUUUAUACCAUGUGCGAUUUUUCAUUGUAAGCCAUGAUGGAGAAGCAAAGUGACCAAAGUCUCUUGGCAAAGGCAGCUUUGCACAGCCGUGUGAAUUCAAACCUCCCUUCAUUUGUGUCAUUUUGAGCUCAGUUUUGAGUUGUUGUUUAUUUUUCUCUCUUUCUCUCUCUCUCUCUCUCUUUCUCUCUCUCUCUCUCUCUCUCUCUCUCUCUCUCUCUCUCUCUCUCUCUCUUUCUCUCUCUUCUCCCUUAUUUAAACCACGACAUGCCAAAACUGAAUUUGCUGUCAUUCCUGUUCUGGUGAGGGUCUUUAUGUUGCUGAUUUUAAUUUGUUCACAUCCACUGCUAAGCUCCUUGUUCUUGUUGUUGUAAAGUUGUAAGCUUUUGAUUUCUAUUUUACAUUUCCUUAUUUUUGUUAACAAUUAUGCUUACAGAACACAAGAUAUGCUGUAAACCCUGUUAGGACAUAAUGUGAAUACGUAUCACUUAAUAUAGUUCACUCUUUGGCUUGACUGUAAGUUGCAUUAAUUAAUAAAAAUGUUUUAAAAAGUU
Molecule: messenger RNA, 12427 nt
Organism: Seriola aureovittata
Lineage: Eukaryota; Metazoa; Chordata; Actinopteri; Carangiformes; Carangidae
Gene: ago2
Product: argonaute RISC catalytic component 2
Exons: 20
Coding region: 225-2837 (870 amino acids)
Biological process (GO): regulation of DNA-templated transcription; regulatory ncRNA-mediated gene silencing
Cellular component (GO): RISC complex
Molecular function (GO): endoribonuclease activity, cleaving siRNA-paired mRNA; protein binding; RNA binding
Source: RefSeq, a predicted model, not a curated record